UAUUUAUUCCAUACUAGGUAGAUUAAAUAUAAUGUAAUGCAAAUAUUUCAGUCAUUAGUCAUUAUUGAGGUUGUUGUCUUUUUUACCACUCCCAUUGAACACAGAUCACUUCAGAUAAGUCCCUAUUGGUCUUUGAACUUCAGCUGUUGAGACAUCGCUCGCCGGUGAACAUAGUUCUGACAGACGAUUGCAAGUUUGGUGCUGAAGUGUGGAAAAGGGUGAUAGUAAUCACUGAAGAUAAAUAAUGACCGUCCACGAGCCAAAAGACAAAAACAAUGGCGUGUGGCUGAUCUUUUUCAUGCUGGGCUUAGGAACGCUCCUGCCAUGGAACUUCUUUAUGACAGCCACCAUGUAUUUUAGCAGCCGUCUCAGAGACCGCUCCCAAAUGGGCACCAACCUGUCAGGCAAUGGGACCGGGGCAGAAGGGAACAACCGUAGCCUUUUGGAGGCCAAGUUCAAUAACGUAAUGACACUUUGUGCCAUGGUGCCUUUACUGGCCUUCACCUGUCUCAACUCAGUCCUGCAUCAAAGGAUUCCUCAGAAGUUUCGGAUCAUGGGCAGCCUGGCAGUGAUUUUGGUGGUGUUUCUUCUGACAGCCAUUUUGGUUAAAAUAGAGAUGGCACCCCUCCCCUUUUUCACGCUGACCAUGAUCAAGAUUGUCAUCAUAAACUCCUUUGGAGCUAUCCUGCAGGGCAGUCUGUUUGGCAUGGCAGGCCAGCUACCUACCAAAUACACCACACCCAUCAUGAGUGGGCAAGGCUUGGCGGGAACUUUUGCUGCCUUCUCCAUGAUCUGUGCUAUCUCAAGUGGCUCGGAGAUAAAUGACGCUGCUUUUGGAUACUUCAUCACAGCCUGUGUAGUGAUCUUAUUGGCCAUAAUAUCCUAUGUGGUCCUCCCUAAACUGGAGUUCUACCAAUAUUACAAGACCCAAAGUGGAAACAAAAUUAGUGAUGAGGAGAACAAGCUGGAUCUAGUCAAGAAAGUGUUCCUUAACCCCUCAGAAAAUGCAGCAGAGACUAAACCUGUUUUCAAAAAAGGAGAAGAGGAGCAAAACGUGUCCAUGUUGACCAUCUUCAAGAAGAUCUGGGUCCUGGCUCUCUCUGUGUGUUUUGCCUUCACCAUCACCAUCGGCACCUUCCCGGCAGUCACUGUGGAUGUGAAGUCUACCAUCGCUGAUGGAGGCACCUGGGAGCUGUACUUCAUCCCCGUGUGUUGUUUCCUGCUCUUCAACCUCAGCGUCUGGGUUGGGAGAAGCCUUACUGCUGUGUGUAUGUGGCCUGGGAAGGACAGCAAACUGGUGCCCAUUCUUCUGGUGGCCCGUGUGAUCUUCGUGCCGCUCUUCAUGCUGUGCAAUGUUCAGCCCCGCUACAACCUGCCUAUCUUCUUUGAACACGACGCCUGGUUCAUCGUCUUCAUGAUAGUCUUUGCCUUUUCCAAUGGAUACCUGGCCAGCCUUUGCAUGUGCUUUGGGCCCAAAAAAGUUGCUGCUCAUGAAGCGGAGACAGCUGGAGCCAUUAUGGCCUUCUUCUUGUCCCUGGGUUUGGCUCUGGGAGCAUCCCUCUCAUUCCUCUUCAGAGGCCUGGUCUAAAAUUGAGCCCUGUAGAGAACAUGACCCCAAAACCCCAAAUUG
Messenger RNA from Oncorhynchus mykiss (rainbow trout), 1630 nucleotides. Lineage: Eukaryota; Metazoa; Chordata; Actinopteri; Salmoniformes; Salmonidae. The record is from RefSeq and is a predicted model, not a curated record.